AUGUCUGCCGGUGACAGUAUCUUCCAAAGCCUCGCGCCACGCUGUUGGCUGCGGGACGUCCUGGCCGGGUCGGUUAGGCGCCGCUGGGCUGCCCUCAGCCUGGCCUCUGGCCUCGCCUGGGCGUGCUCCUGGCAGUCGAUGCUGUCUACGAGUCACCUCAUCAGAUACUACGUCUGCGACCUCGAUCAAAGGCAACCAAAUGCCCGCCUGGAACUUCUCAAUAGAAGGGGCGAGUAUAGAGGUAGCGUGCAUUUCGAGCUCCCUUGGUUCAUUGAAACUCAGGCUCAGCUCUACACUGGCUCAAGACUCGGCAAGCAGCCCACGGGAAGGCAGCAACAGCCUUUAUACGAGCGCUGUGUGUCGUGGAUCCCCGACGAGUCCGGGGCAAGUGAAAACGAACAUCGCGGUGUCGGAAUCAUGGGCGCCAAUGCAGUACGGCUUUCUGACGGCGGGACGCGAUGGGCUGACUCAGCAGGGUCGGAGCCGUUCGACUCCGUCUUGCGAACGGCGGCUGACUAA
Messenger RNA from Diaporthe amygdali, 519 nucleotides. RefSeq lists its product as uncharacterized. Bases 1 to 519 code for a protein of 172 amino acids. The record is from RefSeq and is a predicted model, not a curated record. The transcript has 3 exons. Lineage: Eukaryota; Fungi; Ascomycota; Sordariomycetes; Diaporthales; Diaporthaceae.